Molecule: messenger RNA, 513 nt
Organism: Fulvia fulva
Lineage: Eukaryota; Fungi; Ascomycota; Dothideomycetes; Mycosphaerellales; Mycosphaerellaceae
Product: putative quinate permease
Exons: 2
Coding region: 1-513 (170 amino acids)
Biological process (GO): transmembrane transport; carbohydrate transport
Cellular component (GO): membrane
Molecular function (GO): carbohydrate:proton symporter activity
Source: RefSeq, a predicted model, not a curated record
AUGAACAAGAGAAGAGAAGAGGAAGCUCUAAAAACAUUGGCGAACCUUCGCGGGCUGCCGGAUGAUCACGAGCUCGUUCAAGUCGAGCUGCUCGAGAGCAAGGCAGAGGUCCUUUUCGAACGCAAGCCCUUCGCUAAGCAGUUUCCGGACGUCAAGAUCGAUAGCAUCUUUCGCCGAGAGAUCGCUCAGUACGUCACCAUCUUCCGUAAUAAGGACUCGUUCAAGCGUGUGGCGCUCGGCAGCUUGGUUAUGUUCUUUCAACAGUGGUCCGUCAUUUAUUAUGCUCCCAUCAUCUUUCAGAAUCUGGGUCUCACCAGUACAAGCACCAGUCUGCUGGCCACUGGCAUCACAGGAGUCAUCAAUGUUGCCGUCACGAUACCGGCGAUCAUGGUAUUAGACCGAUUCGGUCGCAAGACACUGGGCAUAUCCAGCAGUAUCGGGAUGUUCAUCUGCCUACUGUCUGUCGGCAUCAUCGUUGCAGUAGGAUCAACCGUUAUCGAAUUUGGCUUCUGA